AUGGAGUAUAUGAAGCCUAAUCACCUUUAUGAACGUCUUCUGGACAAUAUUCCUUGGAAAUCUGGCGAUCCGUCAGUAAAAGGGGAUCCCAGAAAAAGCGUUAAAUGGAUUGACGGUUUGCGAGGAAUCGCGUCUUUUCUAGUCAUUCUCACCCAUCUUGCCCGAGCUUGGGACUACGAUCUUUUUUCUCCCCGCGAUAACGAACGUGCGACGCCUCGUAUCCUCCAAUGGCCUGUUUUGCGAAUUCCGUGGCAAGGCCGCAUUGGCGUCACUAUAUUCGCAUUCUUGACUGGCUAUGUGUGCGCACUUAAGCCUAUUAAGCAGUCUCGAAAUGGAGAUCAUAUGGGCUCCUUUAUUUCUAUCGCAAAGAGUGCAUUCCGCCGACCACCUCGUCUUAUCCUUCCCGCCACAAUCGCAAUGAUCAUUUCCUGGGCAAUGGCGCAGUUCGGUGCAUUCGUCGUGGCCAACCGGUCAGAUUGCUGGUGGUGUCGCUAUGCAGCCCCAGAUCUGGCACCUACAUUUUUGGAAGAGAUAGUCCGGCUAUUCAAGAAUUUCCUCAGUACCUGGACGACGGGAUAUAUGGCCUAUGACGACCAUCAAUGGGCAUUACUGCCACUGCUCCUUACAUCAAUGUUGGUUUAUAUUUUGCUGUGUGCGACCAUGUUCGUCAAGUUUCGCUGGCGUCUGUUUAUCUACUUGGCAAUGUUUCUAUAUUUCCACCAAGAUCCAGCUAAGGAUAUCGAGACGUUCCAGAUGCAGGGCGUCUAUGGCAUGUUUCUGAGCGACCUGUCAUACGAGAAACCCUUCCAACAGUUCGUUGCAGAUCAUAAAUGGGGCCGUCGAAUUGUAGCCGCAAUCCUAGCCUGUGCUGGUCUGUUCAUCUGCGGCUAUCCAGGCGAACAUCCGGAGUGGAUGGGCUGGUCAGACAUCAUGUUCAAAGCGGCACAAUAUAUAUUCCCACCAGAGGUCAACAUCGGCAAACGGUAUACCGCAGUGGGCAUCGACCUGAUCAUUUUUGCUAUCUACAUCUCCCCCUCGACAAAAGAAUUCCUUUCGAGCAGUCUUCUUCUCUGGUUUGGAAAACAGAGCUUCGCCGUGUAUCUGGUCCACGGAACCCUUCUGCGCACGGUGCUAUGCUGGAUGUUGUAUGGAAUCACCGGUCAGCCCUGGGAUGGAAAUAUUGUUGAUGAGCAUGGGCAGCCAAUCUACGGCGAGGAUGGCGAGCCUUUACACCCGCACUGGAUUCCACUUCGGAAGCCGUGGGUUGUAGCACUUUCUAUGCCACUAUGGAUUGGGCUGGUGUAUAUAUGUGCGUCUCUGUGGACGACAUAUGUGGACCCAUUCUGUGCAAGGUUGACACAAAAAUUGGAGAAGUUGAUGUUUGAGGAGGUUGACGAGCCACCUCCAUCAUUGCCUUUGACCAACAUCCCGAUGACCACUACUUAA
Messenger RNA from Penicillium lagena, 1446 nucleotides. Its product is annotated as acyltransferase family protein. NCBI's taxonomy places the organism in Eukaryota, Fungi, Ascomycota, Eurotiomycetes, Eurotiales, Aspergillaceae. Gene Ontology annotation, cellular component: membrane. Gene Ontology annotation, molecular function: acyltransferase activity, transferring groups other than amino-acyl groups. The record is from RefSeq and is a predicted model, not a curated record. Bases 1 to 1446 code for a protein of 481 amino acids. The transcript is spliced from 3 exons. Gene Ontology annotation, biological process: polysaccharide biosynthetic process.